Neltuma alba is the source of this 1075-nucleotide messenger RNA. RefSeq names its product glutamine synthetase cytosolic isozyme 2-like. The record is from RefSeq and is a predicted model, not a curated record. Lineage: Eukaryota; Viridiplantae; Streptophyta; Magnoliopsida; Fabales; Fabaceae. The coding region runs from base 439 to 894 and encodes 151 amino acids. The transcript has 11 exons.
CUGCACCCGAGGGCAGUCUUCAAUGGUCCAUUUAAAGGGUUUGAUAUCUUGGUCAUUUGUGAUGCAUACUCUCCUAAUGGAGAACCCUUCCACACAAACAAGAGAUAUGAUGCUGCAAUAAUAUAUUGUCAUCAUGAUGUUGCUACUCAAUACCCUUGGAUUGUUAUUCAGCAAGAAUACGCCUUGGUGCCACUUGAUGGUCAAUCUCCUGCAUCUCAGGGACAAUAUUACCCUAAUGCUGGUGCUGUCAAUGAUAUUGUGAGAGAACAUUAUAGUGCCUGCUUAUCUGCUGGCAUCGACAUUAGCGGAACUAAUGGAAGAAUCCCUGAUAAUUGCAAGUUCCAAGUGGGCAAGUGGGGUUUUGCGGAUGGAAUCUUCGUUGCUGAUCAGUUAUGUGCUGCUCAUUUCAUUUUAAAGGUGAUAGCUGAGAGGCACAGGAUGUUGGUUUCCUUUGAACCCGAUGCAAUUCUGCAGACUACUUCAAAUGAAGCUGAUACGCCCAUAUGGCUUAGUACCUUAUCCAUGAGAAAAGUUGGAGGCUAUGAGGACUCCCAGUUCAAAGUUUUGAAGCUGAUGAUGAAGCACAUGGAUGACAUAGCAGCUAGAGAUGAAGGCAAUGGCUUGGAGGGUAUUUGGGUGCUGAGAACUGUCUUUCAGUUUUUUCCAAUCUAUGAGACUUCAACUGGAGCUAGUGGCGCGAAAAAAGCAUUAAGUGGAUAUGUUAUAGUAGACUGGAGGCGUGCUGCUAAUAUGGAUCCGUAUGAGGUCACUUCCAAAAUCCUCGAAACAUCCAUCCUUUGGAAGCCAACUUUGUGGGAGAUCUUAGUUGCCCGUCUUGCUAUGAUUCCUUUCCCCGGUUGGGUGAAAAGGAUCUUUCGUCAUUUCGUUUGUUAAUGGAAAGCCUAUCAUGAUAUGUAUAUCUCCCUUGUUGUGAUAUCAGUCAUAUUUUAUACCAAAAGAUCCUAUGUAUGUUGGGAAUGGGUAGUUCAUGUGCUUUGAACCCCAAAACUUUACUUUCUUUCUUUGUUUAAACCUUUAAGUUGUGCUUCUAAUUAUUUGGAUGAAACUUGUAACA